AUCUACAUACCCUCAAGCUCAAUAAAAAUAUGCUUCAAGGAAAAGUUCCAAGAUCACUGGAAAACUGCAAGGAACUGAAGCUGUUAGAUGUUGGGUACAACCAGUUGAAUGAUACUUUCCCAUAUUGGUUGGGAAAUCUCUCUGCGUUGCAGGUUCUAGUCAUGAGAUCUAACAGUUUUGGUGGUCCCAUUGCUCAACUCCACCAAGCUGAUUCUCCCUUCCCAAAUCUACAUGUCUUUGACCUCUCUUUCAAUGCUUUUGUGGGGAACUUACCAUUGCAAUAUAUUCUUCAUUGGAAGGCAAUGAUGACUAUUGAUAACAAUUCAGAUUCGAUUUCUUACAGUGGCCACUACUAUCAAGAUACAAUUUCUAUUGUAUACAAAGGACUAUACCUGGAAAUGACAAGAAUUUUAACCACCCUCGUCGCCAUAGAUCUAUCCAACAACAACUUCAGAGGAAAGCUUCCAGAUGCUUUGGGAAAUUUAAAAGCACUUAAGAUACUCAACUUGUCAGGAAAUAGCCUCAUAGGUCAAAUUCCUUUUUCGUUAGGAAAUUUAAGUGAACUUGAAUCACUAGAUUUUUCAAGAAACAAACUUUCAGGAGAAAUCCCAAGGCAAUUGACAAGUUUGACAUUUCUUUCAGUCUUGAAUGUAUCAUACAAUGACCUCGUGGGAGGUAUACCACAAGGGAACCAAUUUGACACAUUUUUGAAUGAUUCCUACGAAGGAAAUGCAGAACUAUGUGGGUUGCCUUUGUCAAAGAAGUGUGGAAUAACUGAUAGAGCAUUACCUCCAGCAUCAAUGUCCCAACAAAAUGAUGAUUCAAUACCUCUACUUGAUUGGAAAUUUGCAGUAGCUGGAUAUUGCUCUGGUUUAAUAAUUGGACUGGUUGUCGGACAACAAUUGUUUUGGAGAAACAACCAAUACUUGGGAUGUAUUUUGAGAAUCAGAGGAUCCAAGCAGAUCAGAAAAGGAAGAAAGAGGAAACACCACAAUAGAGGGAAAUGAAUCAAUGUUAAGCUUUGCCUAGAUAUCAUUUUGUAACCUGAUGGCUCUGGAAUAAUGGUGGUUUUAACCUCCUUUUCUUUUUCUAAGGGUUCUGCUGAUGGCCAUGCCGAAGGUAGUCCCUUAGUUAAAGUUGUGGGUUCCUUCCUCUAUUGAUGGCUUUGCCGAAAGUGGAGGUUUAGUUCCCUUUUGU
Messenger RNA from Macadamia integrifolia, 1197 nucleotides. RefSeq names its product receptor like protein 27-like. The record is from RefSeq and is a predicted model, not a curated record. Gene Ontology annotation, molecular function: protein binding. Lineage: Eukaryota; Viridiplantae; Streptophyta; Magnoliopsida; Proteales; Proteaceae. The transcript has a single exon. Bases 30 to 1007 code for a protein of 325 amino acids.